UGGCCGCUUCACAAAUCACAACGCUCCAGAGGAUCAGAGGCUUCCACAGACACCGAGACACAGAACCUCAGAGCUUCAGCAGAUCCACAACUUUCUCUUCGGUUAUUUACUGGGGGCAUUAAAGGGAAUUAAGGACUGAACUUUUCUCACUAUGGGAGUUCACGGACUUUACAGAUACAUCGAGAGCGACGGUGAUUUCCUGAAGCCGCGCUGCUUUAGAGAAAGCAAACUCAUCAUUGAUGGAUCCAAUUUGUACUACAAUCUGUACUUCAGGUCACAUCUGGACCAAGUACACGGUGGCGAUUACGAUGACUUUGAGAAAAUCGUUACGCUGUUUUUCAGAAAUCUCAGAAUGUGUGAUAUUGAGCCCUACGUGGUGCUCGAUGGAGGGGCCGACGUCAGUGACAAAAAAUUUGAAACCCACAAGUCAAGCUGCAGCGAUAAGAUCAGAAGAGCCAAUUCCUUGUCCAGGGGCCAUUCAGGAGAUAUAAUACCCAUUCUGACCAAACAUGUCUUCAAGCAGAUCCUCCAAAAACUGGGAAUUCCCUUUAUUCAGUGUCUGGCAGAGGCGGAUUGGGAAGCAGCCGCGUUGGCCAGCGAGUGGAACUGUCCUGUUCUGUCCAACGACAGCGAUUUCUACAUCUUCAACAUUAAGAGUGGAGUUUUGCCCAUUGCUCAUUUCCAGUGGAGGAAAGUGGGAAAGCUAAGAAACAACAGUAAAAAUUUCAUCCCUACCAAGUCAUACCGUGUUCAAAAUCUCUGUGCUGCGUUUAACCGCAUGAAUAAAUAUAAUCUUUCACUUUUUGCCGUCAUUCUGGGAAACGACUACACCAAACUGGACAAUAGUGCAUUUCCAAACUUCUCAAAGUUCUCAAGUAAACCUGGAGCAACAGCCCAGGUCGAUGGCGUACUCAUGUGGUUGUCACAGUUCCCCGGGCCGAAAGAAGCCAUCGCUGCUCUCCUCAGCCCCAUGGGAAAGAACAAGAAAUCAGACAGCAUACGAAAAGAAAUAAAUAAGGGGAUGGCAGAGUACAGACUCCAUCCCAGCUCCAUUGGUCAGUUCUUCAUGAGCGGAGAACCUCAGAGCGUUCCUCCAGGCCUUUUACAGAAUCUUCCAGGCUGGGCUCUAAAACCUCUGGCAGAAGGCAAGCUGGCUUCCACCAUCAUUGAUGUCGUGACACUGCAGAGGGUCAUGCUGAACCCCCAGGUGGAGAACUUUGAGCUGAGCAGCAGCAGCGAUACGUCUCGUCUGAUACGACAGGUGAUGUACGGCAUACUGCUGUGUACCAGGUGGCAGAAGGUGGAGAAAAACAGCAGGUCUACUGGAGACGAACAGCAGACCGACGUGGAGGAGUACAGCAGACAGGGGAUGACGCUGACCAGCUCCAUGGUUCCAGCUGUUCUACCCAGAGGUGUAGUGACACACCUUCACCUGGACUCACUGUGGGAGGAACCAGAGCAUUUAAGGCUGCAGAUCCUGUUGGAUGCUCUCUGUGUGUCUCCAUUGUUGAAUUCUCUCCUCAUCCCCUCCAGUCUUCAGCUUGCCGUCUAUGCCACAGGUUUCUGGUUAAAUCACGCGCAGCCCGAGCCGAAGGCUGAAAUGUUCUGGGCUUUACUCAUCGGAUUGGUGUACGGUUACCUGUGCAGAAAACAUCAGACCACUACAGAGGCCAGCACAGUGAUCUCCAGGCUUAAGAACCUGCAGGAGCGUAAAGGUCAGAAUCUGCUGGAUCUGGACUUAGCUCACGCUUUGUGUCAGUGGCAGUCCUGUCUAAAGGACAGCUUCAAUCUGAACCAGCUGCUGAAUCAUCCGGUGCCGGAGCCGGAGUUAGCGAGCCUGUACAGCGGUUCUCUAGUCCACGCCGUCGCUCAGGAGCUGAUGAGGGGCGUCGAACCCGAAACCCUUCUCACCGGAGCCUCGUUUGCCGUGGAGCUUUACCGCAAUCUACAGGCCAUGCUGGAGUGCGAGCUGGACGACCAGUACAUCAUGAGAAUAAGGACGAGGACAGGGCCGAGAGGGCAGAGAGCGCGGUGCGACCCAGACAAGGAACUCAGGAAAAUGUUCCAACAUUUGAUGCCCGAUGAAGAGAAAGAUGAGGAGAAAGAUGACGGGUGUGACAUGUUCUACGAGGAAACCUGCAGAGCUCGCACCAGACACAUAAGCAGAGCUCACACGGUCGACCCGAGGGCCAAGAAGUACGAACGUGUGAAGUGGCGUUAGACACGACCGAGUCCGACAGAACCGAUCAGACACUGAGGGUGGAGUCACUUUAACCUAAUGAUAAAGGAAAUGAUUCACAGCACAUCAUGUUCGAAUGAUUCUGAUGUUAAUCACUAAACUCGCCUGAUUCUACACAACAAAAUCCAAUUUUAUUCUGAUGUUUACAUGUCGUUUUCACGCCGAGGCUCAGAGCUCAUUUUCCCUCAUGUUUUUAACACCAGUGUAACACUAACCUGCCUCCUUUCUUCAGUCUUUCACUUCUGUUACAUGCAGAAGGAUCAGAUCUCACCGAGACCAAGACUCUGAAAUAUUUAUAAAUCUAAUCUCAGAUCUGAGGAUGUUUAUUUAUUUAUAAAGUGUUCAAAUAAACAGAAGAUGAAUAAACACCCAGACAGGUAUUAUUAUUAUUAUUAUUAUUAUUAUUAUUAUUAUUAUUAUUAUUAUUAUUAUUAUUAUUAUUAUUAUUAUUAUUACUAUUAGGGGUCAAUCCCCGGGGCGUAGACACUUAUUGUUAUCGUUAGUUUUCUUCUUAUUAUUAUUAUUCUUUCCCCAUUGAAGUCAAUGGCAGCCCAUAGAACCGUACGUAGGAGAGUUAUGAAAUUUGGCACACAUGUAGACGCCAGUCUUAUAAGUUACUAUAGCAACUUUGGUGUGUCUAGCUCAAACCCUCUAGCUUCACCAGUCCAAACAAUUUGGGGGCAGGUUGGCACACAAUAUGUCUUGGGUGUUAAUAUCAGAACCAGAAUCAGAAUCAGCACCACAGUGACACACACACACACACACACACACACACACACACACACACACACACACACACACACACACACACACACACACACACAGACA
Molecule: messenger RNA, 3067 nt
Organism: Tachysurus fulvidraco (yellow catfish)
Lineage: Eukaryota; Metazoa; Chordata; Actinopteri; Siluriformes; Bagridae
Product: protein asteroid homolog 1-like
Exons: 5
Coding region: 152-2221 (689 amino acids)
Molecular function (GO): nuclease activity
Source: RefSeq, a predicted model, not a curated record